AUGGCCGAACCGGGACCGGCGGGGCCGCAGCCGAGCGGCCCGGCUCUGCUGCCGGCCCUGAGCAGCGCCGGCCCGCGGGAGCGCGCCGAGGAGGGGAAGCCAGAUCUGGUCCAGGAAGAUGAUAAUUCUGGUAGUGAUUAUGGCAGUCGUGACAAACCAGGGUCUGCUUUAGGAAGGACUGUGCCAGAUGGGAAUGUGCUUUUUCCAGAUAUUUUCCGCACUGAUCAUCUUUUGUUUUAUGAGCGAUUUAAAGCUUACCAGGAUUACAUCUUGGCUGACUGCAAAGCUUCUGAGGUGAAAGAAUUCACAGCUGAAUACCUGGAGAAGGUCCUUGAGCCAUGUGGAUGGCAGGCAGUCUGGCACACUAAUGUGUUUGAGGUCCUUGUUGAGGUUGUUGAUGUGGAGUACACAGCUCUGAAAGCAGUUGUGAAACUCAGUGAGCCUUUCCUGUGUGAGUCACGGGAUAGCACCUUUACCUUGGAGUGCGUGCAGGAAAUCUUGGAGCUGAAGGAGCGUAAGAUACCACUGCAGGCACUGUGGGUUGUGUAUGAUGAGUCAGGAGAGUUUGACCAGACAGCACUAGCUGUAGAGCAUGUCAGGUUCUUCUACCAGUGCAUCUGGAGGACUUGGGAUGAGGAGGAGGAGGAUGAUUUUGAUUACUUUGUGCGAUGUGUUGAGCCUCGACUGAGAUUGCAUUAUGACAUCCUUGAGCACCGUGUGCCUUCUGGACUUGUAGCCGACUACCAGAACUUGUUGUCUCAAUGUGAAGAGCUUUACAAAAAGUUUUUAGAUGUGAGGAACAGCAUAUCAAGCAGUGGUUCAGAUUCAGAAACAGAAAAUGUCUCUAUGGUGGAAGGACUAAAAUUGUAUGAGAAAAUAGAACACUUAAAACAAAAGCUGAAACUAAUUGAGAAUCCUCUGCUGAGGUAUGUGUUUGGUUACCAAAAAUACAGUGGUCUCCAAGCUAAAGGACUGAGACCAACAGGUACCAAGAUCACUCAUGUUGUAUCCUCAACCAUGAUGUCAAGUCUGCUGCAGUCACUGAUAAGGGACAAACUUUGCCCUGAAUCUUGUGGUGAAGAACUAGAAAUACAGUUUCACAAUGAUCCACUGGCAGCUGUAAAUGCCUGUUAUGAAGGAGACACAGUCAUCAUCUGUCCUGGUCAUUAUGUUGUAGAUGGUGUCUUCUGCAUUGCUGAUUCAGUUGAACUAGAAGGCUAUGGCCUGCCAGAUGAUAUAGUGAUAGAAAAACGAGGGGAAGGAGACAACUUUGUUGACUGUACAGGAGCCAAUGUCAGGAUCUCCAGUUUGAAGUUAGUGCAACAUGAUGCUGUGGAGGGGAUUUUAAAUGUCCAUUAUGGGAAAACCACCCUGGAGAAUUGUGUGUUACAGUGUGAAACUACAGGCAUAACAGUCCGAAUAUCAGCUGAGCUAGUAAUGAAAAAUUCAGAUCUUUAUGGUGCUAAGGGUGCUGGUGUGGAAAUAUAUCCUGGCAGUACAUGCACCCUGUUAGGCAAUGGCAUACACCACUGCAAGGAGGGAAUACUUAUAAAGAACUUCUUAGAUGAACAUUAUGACAUCCCCAAGAUAACCAUGGUUAAUAAUAUGAUCCAUAAUAAUGAAGGAUAUGGUGUGGUCCUGGUUAGACCAACAGUGACCUCUGAUCUAAAGGAUGCUUCAGCAGAGAGAACAAAAGGGAAUACACAGCCUGCCCAGUCAAGUGAUGGGACAGCCUGUGUAGAGGGCUUCAGGCAAGAAGAGCUACCUGGAUGUGUAACUGAUGAGUUGGAGCUUUAUGAGCAUGGUGUGAUUUGUGAACAAACUGAUGGCAAUUGCAAAAUUGCAGAUGAGCUUGGGGCUAUAUCUGCAAAGAAGAGCCAGAUGCACAAGAAAAGACUGAGUGAACUGGGAAUCACAGAAGCUGAUGACAACUUAAUGUCACAGGAAAUGUUUGUUUCUAUUGUGGGCAAUCAGUUUAAAUGGAAUGGGAAAGGAAGUUUUGGUACCUUUCUUUUCUGACCACCCUGACUCCUGAUGGCAUUGCAAUGGGAGAUUUGCACAAGCUUUUGUUUUCACUGCUGUUUUCCAAGGAGUUAACCUGUUCUAUUAGCCUUUCAUAAUAUUACUAAAAUGUGACAGAUAUUUAUUAAUAGUAUAUGUAUUGCAUGUGGAAACUUUGCUUCCUUGCUGCAAGUAUAGAUAAUAUGGUAGAAAAAUGGAAGUCUAAUGUGGAGAUUGUACAUGUAUUCUGCUAAUCUAUGUGUUGCUUCUUUGCUACCUCUGAAUUUUUUUAGUAUAUUUAUUUAACUUCUCAUUGUAAAAAGAAAAAUCUUCAAAGAAUGAAAAUAUAGGUAGGGUUCAUCAUGAAAGAGUGGACAACAGAUGUGCAGCAAUUGGUGAUACAUCUUCUUCCAUGUUUUUUUUUAAAGUGUCAUUAGACUGCAGCUGACACCUAUCCUCUAAGAGACUGAAAUACUUUUAAAUUUUUGCAUUAACCAGAAGCUAGUGAAAUGCUCCUCCUUAGGAAUGCAGUGAUUUCCUGCCAUGUUUCAUGCCUGAAUGAAUUUCUAGAAAACUUAGCAUUUGAAAGAGUAACAUCAUUCAGUCUUCUAUAUAUUUUUGUGCCCAGCUCUUUACUUGCAACAGCUACCAGUGCCUCUGCACCUUUUCCUUAGGCAGGACAGCGUCUAAGCUCCAUUAAUCUGAAUAAAGAAGGGGAAAAAAAUAGUCUUUCUGUCUUUUAGUGGGAUUCAUACUAUAGAUUUCAGUGCAUUAUUAUGCACUGAAUAAUUCAGUGCAUUAUUGUAAAAUUUUUAAAACUCCUUACAACUUGUAGCACCUGAGGUUUUGGAAGUGAAUGGGAAAUGUUAAAAAUUUUCACUGUGAUUUCAUCAGCCCACAGUUGUGGAACAUUGACUAAAACAAAAGCACUUCAGUGGCUCACUGUUACACUUUAUUAGAUUUUACCUGAGGGAGAAAUUGGAAGGACUGCCUGACUGAGGACUCUUCCUUCUCAGUGCCUCUUAUUUUUAAUUACAAGAGAUGCCUUCUUCAAACUUCUGUACUGUCUUCAGGAGUUGUAGGUUAAUUUUUGAACUGUUGCAUGAAAUGUAUGUAGGAAAAUACUAACUCGUAAGUGUUCCAGGGCAUUUUAUUAAACAGAAUCAAAUAGGAAGUUAGGAAAGGAAAGCAUGUUGCUAGUUGACUUUGGAAUAAUUUCUGAAAGUAGCUUAGCAGGUGUAUGCCUUAAGUAGAAAUGAAUGCAUUGCCUAGAAGUGGAUAGUCUGUUCCACAGACUUUUCACUCUAGCCAUUCUUAAGCUGAGAUGACAAUCAAAAUUCACUACAGUACAUGAUUUGUUUUCGUGUGAGCAGCUGAUAGAAAGGACAAGAGAAAGUUGUCAUUCACAAGCAUUUGUUUUCAUUAUGUGAACCACAGAAUUGAUUGCAGCUUUUCUAGCCCACUGCUUCUGUUUUGUUCUACUCAGGUCACUUGACUUCAGGACAAACCUUUUGCAUUUUCAUGAACAUAAAUGCCAUUGGAAUAUCUCAACAUGCACAGAUCCAUAAAUGUUUGUCAUUAGUGACUGUAAAGAAAUACUUGAGUCAACUGAAAGCCUUUGCUAAGACUGUCAGUAGUUCAGUAUCUCAACCUAUUCAUCAGGUCACAUGCCAUGUUUUGUGCUUUGAAUUAUGCUUUUAUUUCAAAAGUGUAAUCUUUAUUAAUAAUCAUUAUUAAAGG
Messenger RNA from Apus apus (common swift), 3741 nucleotides. RefSeq names its product SHC binding and spindle associated 1 (gene SHCBP1). Lineage: Eukaryota; Metazoa; Chordata; Aves; Apodiformes; Apodidae. Gene Ontology annotation, biological process: fibroblast growth factor receptor signaling pathway. The transcript is spliced from 13 exons. The record is from RefSeq and is a predicted model, not a curated record. Bases 1 to 2019 code for a protein of 672 amino acids.